CAGGGAGUUCCCUGCGCUCCAGUCGAGAGAGACCCCUCUCACACCAGAAGACUGCCAGGAAACGGCGUCAUGAUAAGAGAUAAAUAUCAGGGGAAUUACCGAAGUGCUGCAGAUGUACAACUACUAGUGAAGCCUAUACAGAGGAAAUGGGCUGGAGUAUCAUUGCUGUUCGCCAGAACUAAUGCACGCGUUGUCAGUAAAUGCAGUCUGCGUCAUGAUUUCGUAAGACGGUGAACUUUUUGGUUUCUCUUCCACCAUCCGGGACACGGGCUGUGAGGAGCGCAAGGAAAGAAAUCUCCAGAACGGAGGUAGAAUGUAAACGAGCAGCGCAAUUAGCGGUGCCAGAAAAGAGGCAAUGUGUGCAAUGGGUGGUCUGUCUGACACGUAAGUCAGUCUAGUGUGUGUUUUUUUAUAAGAUAAAUCACGAAGAACGACUGCACGCCUACACCACGACUUCAUCUCUGACGGUUGAUUUUACGAGCAGCAGGAGGGGCGCAAGGAGAAACAAAAUCGAGAUAGGAAGGAACAAGAUGGCUGGUUCGUACACUGAACCAAAGUUGCACACCCGCCGCCUACUGCUGAUAGGGGGUCCGGGGACAGGCAAAAGCUCUUCAGUCAACACCAUCCUGGGCAAGCAGGUGUUCCCAGCGGAGGAAGUGACACUUGAGACCAGCGCCUGUCAAGGGGAAGUGCUGGGCUGCAUGGUGACGGUGGUGGAUACACCUGGGCUGGCACUGGGAGGAGGUUUAGGAGGAGGAGGAGAGGGGGAUGGAGAGAGGGAUGCCAGCAGUCCUACUCAGGGCGACCGGUGGCAUCUGAGUUCGGGGAUGCUGCUCAGCUCUCCUGGGCCUCACGCCAUCCUGGUGGUGCUGUCUGUGUCGCAGACCCUCACCGAAAGCCACCGGAAAGCUCUAGAAGCUCACCUGGAGGGGCUUGGCAAAGGUGUGUGGAAGUUUACCAUGGUGCUUUUCACCGGCUGCGAUGCGUUGAAAGAGGGAGAGUGUCUGGAGAGCCACAUCAUCGAGGGAGGGAAGCCUCUGCAGCACCUGGUGGAGAAAUGUGGGAACAGGUAUCACAGCUUGGACAACACGUGCCCCAGCGAGCGGGGCCAGGUGAAGGAGCUGCUGGUGAAGGUGGAGGAGGUGGUGGAACAGAACCAGGGCUGGUACCUGGAGGUGGGCCGCUCCUGCGUUCUACUGAGCCAGUACCGAGCACGGAGCAGGCAGCUGUGGAAUGUGGCCCUGGGGGCCGAGAGGAUUGUGAUGGAGUCUUGGAACCUCCCGGAGCCCAUGUAUAUAUCGCCCCCCAGAGAGCUGCGUAUGAUUCUGCUGGGUUGGAAGGGUGCGGGGAAGAGCAUGGCAGGGAACACUAUCCUAGGCUUCCAGGGUUUCGACGUGGGAAAGCAGACGGAGUUCAGCCUCCGCAGACAAUCUCAGGUGUCAGGGCGGCAGCUGACGGUGGUGGACACUCCUGGGUGGGACUGGUGGUCGGUGAGGCAGACGUCUAAACAGGUGCGGCGCGAGUCCUUCAGGGCCCAGGAGCUGCUCCACCCGGGCCCCCAUGCCCUGCUUUUGGUUCUCCCCCUGGUCUCCUCCCUUACCGCACGCAAGAGGAACACCCUUGAAGACCACAUGGAGAAGAUCUUUGGCAGCCACUGGUUCCAGUACACCAUGGUGCUGUUCACGUGUGGCGACUGGCUGCGUUGCCAGGGUUACUCCAUAGAGGAGCACAUCCACAGCGCUGGGAAGGAGAUGGUGCGGCUGCUGGAGACCUGUGGCAACUUCUACCAUGUCCUGGACGGCCUCAACCUGGACACGGGACACAGACAGGUGCCCGAACUCAUCAACAAGAUAGAGGAGAUCGUCACGCACAACACCACCGAGCCUUACCUGUUUGUUAACCUUGACGGUGAUCGGGAGUCAGUGGACCAGUCAGAGACGAUGGAAUGUGGCACGUGUAGCCUCCUAUGAAGACAUGGCGCUGACAAUGACUCAAGUCACAUGGCUGAACUCUAACCCAGCACUCAGAUAGUUAACAGGUGCGUUUAGAGUGCUGCAAGGUGGAAGUGCUUUUUCUUGGUGGUCUUCAAUUCCAGAUUUCGUAACUGUCCAGUGAGGUAGUGGUGCGCACAUCCAAAACGACAGGUGCAGGACGAAAGGCUCUGAAAACUAUGAACAUGAAUGUCCGAACACUUGAUCCUGUGUUGCUUUUCUUUUCUUUUUCCAAGUGAACGUUUUCGAGCUCAUCUUUAUGUUCAUAGAUUACGUAACAGGAAAACAGAUAUGGGCAUUCAGCAUUGAAAGAGAAAAACAUGCCUAUACAUUUCGGCCCGCAAGGCCUUUUUCAGGGUUUCAGGAGCUGUGUUGAUUUUAAUUGAUCGUUCAAUUAUUCAGCACCUGGUAAUGGCACAUAAUCAUUUAGGUCUAUUUUGUGACAUCUUUCGUUGACAGUAUUUUGUACAUACACGAUUGUAAUGUCUCUGUUGUGAAAAUUGCAUUGAGAUAUAUUAUUCUGUUGACUGUUUGCUUGCUUCAUCCGUGAUGAUUCCUUUACAGUGUAAUUUCUACAGUAGUAUGUUGUUACAGAGAUUUUUAUUCCUCAGUUUUCUUGUCCCCAACCCCAACCAGCUUUACUUUUUCAGGCCCCCCUUGCAUGUGUGUGUCAUGACUCACAUCACCUACCCCAUUGGAUUAGCCUAGCGAGCUAAACCCCUACAGCGGCCACAAGGGGCGUCUAGAUUUCUUGGCUACCAUUGGAUGCUGGAUGCUCACAUUCUCACCUCCUCUGCAUGUAGUAACUUGGACUGAAGACAUUGUAUGCCUUGCCAGUUAAACAUGUCUGUGUGCCAUGCUGGUUAUUUGCACAUGUAUGAUCUACUGUCAGAUUAUUUUUGUCAUUCACCAAGACAUGCCUUAAAAAAGUUUGGAGAGUGAGAGGGCCUUCUAAGUACAUUUCACACAACCGUACUUGCGUGGCAGUUGUGCACUUUACGUCUUGACCCUGAAUGUUGCCAUGACUGUCAGAAAUUCAGGUGGAUUCGUGUAGAUACUUGUACUUGUAAUGUUUAAGCAUUUAUCCACAUGCCUCUGUCCAUUCUGUCACUUUGAGUUGUAGUAUUAGCAGAGUCAUGGAAUUCAGAGUUGAGACAACUGGGAACAGGAAGUUGGUUGGUGACAUGAUUCAUGUAUAUGCAAAUAGGCAGCGGUUUUAUUUUUCUUUAUUUUUUUUUAACACAGAACCACUACAUAAAAUUAGAUCAAGUACAAAUUAAUUUACAUUUACUUUUAUUGCACAGUCUGUGCAGUAAACCGCCAACUUCCUGGAAUUAUGUAGUGGAACUAUGUCAAUGGCAAACUCUGCUCCAUGAGCCGCCAUUGUUGUGUAGAAAAUGGAACACUGAGGUCAAUGGGAUUAGCCUUACUUCCAUAGCUCUGAGUAUUAGUAUUGGAACCACAGGUGUUGUCCAUAUGGUCAGUGUUGAGUUCCAGUAUUGAGACCACACUCCCAAAGACUGCAGCAGUUAGGUAGUCGUCUGAGAGUUGGUCUUGGAAGGUCACAGGUUUAAACCCCUCACUACAGUAGGAAGAAUGUGGUCUGGGGCAAUUAAUUGACUUUACCUCUUCAGCACCCUACUCCAUAGCUUAAGUACCCCUGAGCAGGGACGGUUCUACACAAGGGCCAGAGUGGACCAAGGCCCCAGUAGAUUUCCUCCUGGCCCCUGUGUUGAACAGCCAAUGACUUAAAUAUCAUUUUUUAAUUGCAAAAUUCAUACCCUAUACAUUUUUAUAUUAUACUGUAUAUUCAAAACAUUACACGUUAUUUGAUCUCUUUUUCCAAUUUAUAUGCCGCCCCUGAAAAAACACACUACCCCCUCCUCGCCUGGAACUUUUUUUUGUCCGUUUCAACUACAGUAUGUAGGCCUAUUGGUGCCUGCCUAUGUCCCAUUAAAUUUGCACAUGUGUACAAUUGCAGUAUUAACAUUGAAUUGGUAAAGUAACGCACUUUGUGAUCCUGUCCCCAAAAGUAAAGCUAAUGCAACAACUUCCAAAGGUGCACUUCCUACUUCAGGCUAUUGAUUGUGCAGAGCCCUUGUUAAAGCAAUUGAAACUGAAGCAGAUUCAAGUUCAUUCCUUAUCGAAUCGAAAGUGGUUUGUUAGUCUUUGUGAAAAUAAAAUUAUUUUCUGUUUAAAUCAAAGCUGAUGAACAAUGGAACAUGGAAUGUUUUGGAAAACACUGAAAAUGAGUGUACUACUGUGUAUACUGAGUGAGGACUGUGUUUUGUACAUUUGCCAAAUAAUUUUUAAGUGUACAUUGUGUUUUUUUGAAAAUGCUAGUAUUCACAUUUCACUUUAUUAAGGUGUUAUCAUGCCCAAUAAAUAUGUUUUGCACACUCAAAAUGACUGGAUCUCUUUGGUUAGGUAAAGGUACACUGUGUGGGAUGGUGGCCAGAGUAACUAUUGUAACUAUGCUGCUCACUGAAACUGUACUGCCUAUUGCCAAAUUUGAUAUCUUCCUGAAUAUUUAGUAAGUAAUAAACACAUUAGUAUGGCCAAAGUACAAUACGUUUUGCACCUAAACAUGUCUAUUUCUGGAAAUGUAAAAUGGCGGAUAAGGACAGUCAUAAUGAAUACUGAAAUUUCAUGGUGGUGGCAAGUAUUCGUGAAAGAGGGAACAUGAACAUGAAUUCUGGAUAUUAUAAGAUACUAAAAUAUUACACAGUGCACUUUUAACUAAAUUGAGCUGACUGCCUGCAUUCUGGAUGGCAUUUCAUGACGAAUGAUGUUAAGUCUUGGUAAACAGAAUGAAACACGAGAUGUUUCAUUUGAGCACCUUUUACAGGGGAUGUGUUCCCCAUAAAUUCAAACAUUGCUUGCCUUGUCAUGUGUGGUAUCGCAUACUAAGACUUGUGAUUCAUUAUAAGAUGGUAGGCAUUCAAUGGGAUUAUGCUGCCUCAUGUUCUUUAUAUUUAACAUUAUAAGGUGAUUCCUUUUAUUGUAGAAGUAGGCUUAUUGCUACAAAUCACACAGUACUGUGCAUUAUAGCCUUCUUUUGGGAAUAAAUAACAUGAAGAGUCAAGAUGCGGCGAUGUGAGAUUAAAAGGUUUAUUUGAUACCAACGUUGAUGGUACAAAAUAAGAUAUAAAAUAGAUUUAGGAUACAUGAUCAGUAAAAGAUAUCAGGUACAAUACUAAGCACAAGAAUACCAUAAAGGCUAAACCACUUGACAAAAAAAUAGUUAGGAUGCAGUAAGAUAAUAAUUACUUGGGUAGGUCAUGUUUAUACUGUUUAUAAGUGUCACUGUGAUACUGCAGUUCCUAGUGUGAGGAUACCGGGGGGGUGCAAGGGCAAGUAACAGGUGAGUCUACAAAAAUAUUUAAAUGCAUCUCUUGACAUUAACAGGACACACGAGUCAACCUCCUCUCGUCUUCUUAAGCCAACACUUCAAAAACAUAAACCCUUUCUGUUUUCCAGUCUUUCGGUUUCACUAACUCAAGUGGGCCAUCUGUAAACCACCUCCACAACUCUCUCUUGCUCUUCUCUUAACACUCUUCAAA
This is a messenger RNA of Engraulis encrasicolus (European anchovy), 5554 nucleotides long. Its product is annotated as GTPase IMAP family member 8. NCBI's taxonomy places the organism in Eukaryota, Metazoa, Chordata, Actinopteri, Clupeiformes, Engraulidae. The record is from RefSeq and is a predicted model, not a curated record. Gene Ontology annotation, molecular function: GTP binding. The transcript has 9 exons. The coding region runs from base 531 to 1970 and encodes 479 amino acids.